Messenger RNA from Cryptococcus amylolentus CBS 6039, 1074 nucleotides. RefSeq lists its product as hypothetical. The transcript is spliced from 5 exons. The record is from RefSeq and is a predicted model, not a curated record. Lineage: Eukaryota; Fungi; Basidiomycota; Tremellomycetes; Tremellales; Cryptococcaceae. The coding region runs from base 247 to 936 and encodes 229 amino acids.
CCGCUUUGUUUGUAAAUCUCUAAUCCUUACAAAAAAGCCAUCUCCCCUCAACCUAUACCGGCAUCCACCCGUGAGUACACUACAUGCGUCCGCCUAUGCCUCAGACAGGUUGCUGAUGUGCUUGCCGCCCCUUCUCUGUCGCCUCCCUACCCACAUGCCCCUGUUGUGCACUUUGUUUAUGCCUGCUCGACGCGUAUCACCUUGCGGCCACGUUCUCGUCAUCCAGACGCGUCAACAUCCGAUACAAUGUCUGCUCCUAGCUGGGAAGAGAUGGAGGGCAAGAGGCUCGAAAUGAUAAACUCGUUCCGAGAGGUCGCGGCUGCCAUGACCAACUGUGUCAAGGUUAUCGACGAAUACACCAGCCUCUCUCCCGUGCACCUCUCCAAGCCCGACCUCCUCCAGCCCCUCACUGCCGGCGGUCCCCUCGCACAGGCCCUCGCCUCCGGCCUCGGCGACCCCUCUUACGGCGGUGCUACCGGCAAGAAGGAGCGCAAGAAGAAGGAGAAGAAGAUCAAGGACCCCAACGCGCCCAAACGACCCCCCAGUGCCUACAUCUUGUUCCAAAAUGAUGUGAGAGAUGAGAUUAGGAGGUCAAACCCCAACAUCGCGUACAAGGAGAUCUUGCAUAUCAUCUCUGCCAAGUGGAAGGAUUUGGCGGAUGACCAGAAGAAGGUGUACGAGGAUGCAUACCAGAAUGCUCACUCCACCUUCCGUGCGGAAGAGGAAGCCUACACUAGCAAGAAGGAUUUCCCUGCCCCCCCUCCCGUCGCCGCCGAGGAAGACUUUUCCUCCGACUCUGAGUCUGACUCUAGUUCUGAGGAGUCUGUUGCGCCUGCGCCUACCACUCUUGCGUCUGCUACCGCUACCGACAAGAAGGAGAAGAAGAGGAAGAACAAGGAAGACGAAGCUUCUAAGAAGAAGAAGAGCAAGGACUGAGUGUCGUCUUUCGUUCAGAUUGAUUUGAUUUUUUCUGAUAAUACGUGAUGGGUGGUGGAUUGGCGUUGGCACAGUAAAUGAUUCUCCUUUCGUGUAGUAUAUAUAUGGCCCUAAUGCAAUUCAACGUCGAUUGUGAGA